AUGACCUGCCACGUACAGCUUCGAGGGUUUCGCGUAUCAGCUGACCAUACUGCUGUUCCAGAUACAACGAUGAAAAACUCCAAUGAAAGCGAUUCUCUAUUUGAAGGACGUUUCAGAGCAACACGUGUGUGGAAUGGUAUGAUAAAGCGCUUUCGAAAUGGAAUGCCUGUAAAACGACAUCGACGUCAACUGCGCAUCUACGACGAUUGUUUCACAGGUCGCGAGGCUAUAGACUUUAUGAUGAACGAGCUACCAAAAUUUAUUCAUGACGGUAGAGAAAUAACCAGAUCCAAUUGUUCAAAACUUUUGGGCAUGUACUUAAGUAUGGGAUUGUUUUGUACUGUGCGUGGGAAAUGGGAUGAUAGCGAAGUAUUUAAAGAAAGCGAAUUGUACCGAUUUUCAAGCGUCUCUCCCGAACUGCUGGCUGCAACACCAAUUUUAGUCCGCCGCGCCGCUUCAUUCAAUGAAAGAUGUAGUUUCAAACAAAAUCGGCCUAGGGAUAGAGAUUUUGGGUUUACUGCUCUACAAAGAGCCCAUAACAUUGGCUGGAGAAAUAGAAACAAUAAUUCGAUAGUACCAGCGCAAGUGCCUAUUCUUGCAGUGCAGCCGAGUGCUCCUCUUUCCCGUCGUUUAUCAGCAUCCCACGGGAAUCUGCCUUCUAUGUUUAGCUCCCGGGCAAGGACCGUUUCGCAAGAGAAAAUAAAUGAAGUAACGAUGGAAAAUAUUGAAGUUGGAGCAGGGACAUCAAAUCAGAUUAAUAUACUAGACGAGAUGAUCGCUAAGUUAAUCGAAGUCAAUAGUAAUUCAGCCGAAUCUUCAGGAAUGCAAAAGCUUCGAAAUUUCGGGAAAAUUAUUCAGGCUCGGACUCCGGAGAGUUGCCCGCCUUCUGGAUCUCCAGGAGCGGUUGUUAAUGAGGAACAUAGUGGUGCUCAUCUGUUCCUUGAUACCAGCGAAAUCUAUAAGAAUGUUCUACUAAAUCGGUUGAGAUCACUGCUGCAGGUAGAUUCAUUAAAUGGGAUUCUCGAUUAUGACUUUAACGGUGGAGAUAUUAGAUGGAAUUGCGAACGGGUCGGAACGAAAGGAAUAGUUCGUGUUCAACCUGAGAAUGAUUAUCUAACAAAUUAUGUUAUUACAAUGAUGCGUUAUCUGUCGCGAUGGCCAUUCGAUACAAAGUUUGCGGAAUCUACGCAUGUACCAUACGAAGGAUUCGAAUUAAAUGUUUUCAAAAGUGUUUGUGAACAGUUUGAUAACGAUUGUCCAAUGCUUCCAAAUCUUGUUGCAUUGUCGAUUCUACAUAUCAUACAAUUGUUUCGUCAGAAAAGUUUUCAACAGCGAAACUCAGCAGAACUGCGUAAGGAAACAGUUUUUUGCGCUGACAGUUCACCAUUUACACGUUACGUGCAGAAGACGGUUAAUUCUCAGAAUCAAAGUAAACUAGAUGGAAAAGAUGAAAGUUCUAAUUUGCGUACAACAGUAUCGCCUAGCAAAGGAUUUACUGGUGAAGAACAUACUAUGUCACCACCAAAUACUAUGCGCUCUUCCGUAUCUACGUUGUCAGCAGACAGUGAAACUUUUUCAUAUAAAAUGGCCUAUGAAGCAAUUUUAACUCGGCUUCCGGGUCUGCAGCGAAGUCCUGAGCUUAUGCAGCGUAUUGAAGAACUGGCCAAAACAAACACUUUUGUGCCACGCUCAAGCACUCCUCGUAUAGAAUUUUGUGUACUGCUCGCUGGGGUCGACAGUGAAAAUGAGAGAUUGCUGAAAGAAGCGGUAUCACUAGUCAUGCUAACCUUGGAGCCACGUGUUCGUCGCCGACUACACUACUUGUUGCGCUUUAUGCAACGUGUCAGCCGAAAUUAUUGUUUACGAAUGGAUAAACGUCGUGAUAACCGUUCAAUUGUUCUUGAAAGUUUGCCGAACAAGAUAGUACGUGCAUCUCAAGCUAUAAACGCGUCAGAAUGCCAUCAGUUGGUCAUAUUUUUAAUGGAUAAUGAAUGUGAUACGUUUUCCAUCCCGGAAGCAUUUAUUUCAGAAGUCAAACAUCAGCUGUCGUUACCACAUGAGGUUGUCUUAAAGAAAUCGCCAACUGUUCAACAGCCUAUCACUGAUGAAUCAUCAGGUACCGAACGUUUGAAGGAACACUUCUGCGAACCAAUCAAAGUAGAAGAAUACGAAUCACAAAAGAAGGAUGUUGAUAGUUAUUUACUCUCUCUCUUGGAUGGCAUAUUGAGCGAUGAAAAUCUUUCAAUUGCAGAUCGGAAGCAGCGACUUAAAAAGUUCAAAAAGACUUAUCCAGAGAUCUAUGCACAGAAAUACCCGUCUCCUGAAUUGCCGAAAACUCGAUUCAUCGACCGAAUUAGGAAUUUUCACUUCUAA
Molecule: messenger RNA, 2373 nt
Organism: Brugia pahangi
Lineage: Eukaryota; Metazoa; Nematoda; Chromadorea; Rhabditida; Onchocercidae
Source: the annotation of a GenBank genome assembly